AACUUGCUCCAGUGUUGGUCAAGUCUGGUCUUGAAUGAGCUCACGCUUGAUGCCAUCAUAACACUCUGUCAGAUUGUUCUGUUGCAAGAGUUCACAAAUCUCACUCUGAAAAAGUUUUCCCUCACUGUUUUCUGGACUUGUGGCUUCUUCAACCUUGAGCUAUGACCCCUUGUGGGGCGGGUGUCCACCAGCUUCAGCAAAAAAUGUUCUCAAGGAUCAGAUAUAGAAAUUGUUUUCUGCACCAAGGCAGUUCUUUGUUCCAAGGAGGACGAUGUUGUAGCUCACUCAUCAGUAAAGCUCGAGAAAAGCUCUCUCAUCUGGGGGAGGGACAAGUGUCUUUGGUAAAGGACGAUGUAUCAGGGAUCGCAACUAUCACAUUGGAACAUGCCCAGAAGAAAAAUGCUCUCUCAGGUCAAAUGAUGGUGCAGUUGGCUGACAUUACUGAAGAAUUGUUUUCCUGGUCUUUAGGAAAAGCUGUGAUCCUGCAAGCUCAAGGUGAUACAUUCUGUUCUGGUGGAGACCUUACCACUGUUAAAGCCAUAAGUAACCCUAAUGAUGGCUUAUUAAUGUCAACUUUAAUGCAUAAUACUCUCACUCAGCUAUACUGUUUACCACUUGUAACACUUUGCCUUGUACAUGGUAAAGCAUUAGGAGGUGGAGCCGAAUUAACAACUGUCACAGAUUAUAGGUUAUUUACCAACUUAGGGGAAGUAAGUUUCGUUCAGGGUCGUAUGGGAGUUGUUACUGGUUGGGGUGGUGGAACGAGACUUGUAAAACUUCUAGGAUAUAGUGUAGCCCUUGAACUCUUAACCACUUGCAGAAAACUAGAUGGAAAAGAAGCUUCUAAAAUAGGAUUUGCUGAUCAUAUCAUUGAAGCAGCAAAUAGACAUGAAGAAACAAAGAAUUGGCUAAUUCCCAGAAUUCUCCAUGAACAAGAGGUGAUUCAAGCUAUGAAGAAAAUAGUUGUUGGAGGUCGAGACUUAACCUUGGAAGAAAGUCUUCUCAAUGAAAGGCUUAACUUCUCACCCUUGUGGGGUGGACCAGCCAAUAUGAGAGCACUUGGCAAAAAUAUAAAACAUAAGUGAAAUACAAUUGCAGGUACACUGUAUAAUUUUUUGACCUGACGACUUAACUAAAAAACUUGUCUACUAUGUUACUGUACUGUCAUCCCUCGCUCAAAUGGUUUUUAUGGUGUCAAUUUCACACCUGGAGUAUUUAUGUCAUGGCAAAUUAUCUGACACUUUAAUGGUGACAGUUAUUUACAAAAAUCCCCAUGUCGGGACUUGGUUAUGACAGGGAGUUACUACAUAAUUAUUUUGCCCCAGCCCAUGAUGUCUAGAAGUUUACUUUGUUUUUCUCCCUGUAGACCUUUGGUGAUGUAACUAUUGAGUCACCAAGGAAGGGCAUCAGGUAAAAAAUGGGAUUGAGGGAUCAGUUUUGCAUUUUUAAAUGUAGUAUGUACAGGUACAGUAUAGUUUAUAGUUUUGCAAAUAAAAAAUCGUUUUAUGUACAGUAUAGUAUUUAUAUACGUACAAUAGUUCUUGCCAAAUUGAUGGUUUGUCAAUGUAUGGCCAAUUGAAUUGCAUUAGAAAAUAUGCAUAAACUAAACUUUCCAAGGUACUGUAUAAUGCACUGAAAAAUACUCGUAUUACUGUGUAAAGUAUAUUUAUUUUAUUGUUAAACUACACUAUAACAUCACUUAUGUAGAAAAAUAUUCAAGCUUCAUGCAAAUACCUGUAUUGUAUACAGUAUUACUUAAAUCAUAUUUUACAACAUAAAUACUGACGAAAGGGUAAAAAUUUAGCAAAAUAAAGUACAGAACUUACUUCUGUAUUGUUUACAACUGGCAACUGCUAAAAUUAAAGACCUCUUAUCUGCAACUUUCAUCAAAUACAGUACUGUACUGUACUGUACAGUAUAAUUAUUGUAAUGUGAUGAGAUAUAAUGAAGAAAACCACAAUAAAGUUUGCAUAAUAAGG
Messenger RNA from Homarus americanus (American lobster), 1979 nucleotides. Its product is annotated as ethylmalonyl-CoA decarboxylase-like. Gene Ontology annotation, molecular function: enoyl-CoA hydratase activity. The coding region runs from base 162 to 1085 and encodes 307 amino acids. Lineage: Eukaryota; Metazoa; Arthropoda; Malacostraca; Decapoda; Nephropidae. The transcript has 3 exons. Gene Ontology annotation, cellular component: cytosol. Gene Ontology annotation, biological process: fatty acid beta-oxidation. The record is from RefSeq and is a predicted model, not a curated record.